Hemibagrus wyckioides is the source of this 1325-nucleotide messenger RNA. Its product is annotated as dexamethasone-induced Ras-related protein 1-like. Bases 103 to 894 code for a protein of 263 amino acids. The transcript has 2 exons. Lineage: Eukaryota; Metazoa; Chordata; Actinopteri; Siluriformes; Bagridae. The record is from RefSeq and is a predicted model, not a curated record. Gene Ontology annotation, molecular function: GTP binding; GTPase activity.
CUUUACAGACUCAGCAAAGUAAAGCAAGAACUACAUGUAAGUUUGUUUUAAAACCAUCCUGGGACUAAGUGAGCAUACGUGUUCGUUUGACCGGCAGAAGUCAUGAUUAAGAAAAUGUCUCCGUCCGAACAUGAUUUCAAUAUCCCAGCUAAGAACUGCCACCGCAUGGUCGUGCUCGGAUCCACCAAAGUGGGCAAGACGGCGAUCAUCUCUCGUUUCCUGAACGAGCGCUUUGAUGAUCAGUACACGCCAACCAUCGAGGACUUCCACCGAAAGUUCUAUAGCAUCCGCGGAGAUGUCUAUCAGCUGGACAUCCUGGACACGUCUGGAAAUCACCCCUUUCCUGCCAUGAGGAGACUCUCCAUCCUGACAGGUGAUGUCUUCAUCCUGGUGUUCAGUUUAGACAACCGAGCUUCUUUCCAGGAGGUGCAGCGACUCAAGAGGCAGAUCUUCGAGACCAAAUCAUGUCUAAAGACCAAGACGAAAGAGAGCGCUGAUGUGCCAGUGGUCAUCUGUGGCAACAAGUGCGAUCGUGAGUUCACUCGCGAGGUUUCAGACGACGAGAUCGAGCGACUAGUGGCGGGGGAAGAGCGCUGUGCUUACUUCGAGGUAUCGGCCAAGCGCAACACCAACGUGGACGUUAUGUUUCACGCGCUCUUCGCCAUGGCCAAGCUGCCAGACGAGAUGAGCCCCGACCGGCACCGUAAGAUCUCACUGCAGUGUGGCGAUGUGCUGCACAGAAAAUCCCUGCGCAACCGCAAAUUCAAGGACGGCGGUGACGCGUACGGCAUCGUGGCUCCCUUCGCAAGGCGGCCGAGUGUGCACAGCGAUCUCAUGUACAUUAAGGAAAAAGCCUUACACCAAGGCACGAAGGAUCGCUGUGUCAUUAGCUAAACAGACUAAUUGGAUUGUGAAUUUGAACACUCCAGGGCGGCACGGCGGUACAGCUCGGUUCUGUCGUCUCGCACCAUAAAACGGCCAAAGUAGCACGGGUCACUUUGGGUUCUGACGCGCGAUUCUUAAUACGCGAACUUGCAGGGUUCCAUGUUGUAGUGGAGCGAGCAAACAAGGUGGAGAUUCUUCACAGACCUGCUGUAAGCGUUUAAGACUUUACCGAUCGACGAGUUCGCUGUGACACUUGAGCACUUGUUUACAGUUUACUAGAAUAUUUUGUUUGUUUGUUUGUUGUUUUUAAAGAACGCAUUGAACACGAAUGUCUGCGGCAUUGUGAACAAACUACAUGAAUGUAUAUUUAUUCUUCUAUGUCAGCGUUUACUUUUGUUAUAAAAGGGAAAAUAAAAGAUGAAUCAAAUUUUUAAACAAAA